AUGGAGCUUGUGCGGCGGGGUCUGUGCCUUCUGCGGCCGGCAGCCUGCGGUGCGCUGCGGCUGCAGCUACGCCCAAUCGCGUCGACGCGGUGCCUACCGCAGGGAUCGCGCGGCGGACACUACCGUCCCUUCUCCUCGGAAGACGAGGCGCAGUUGGUGGCGAUCCUCACAUCAAAGCCGCGGCAUGUCGCCCGCUACGUGCGUCAGUCGAUGCUCCGCUCGCGGCGCAGGAUCACGCAGUUUCGCAACAGCGUGACCUUCUUGAUGAUAGUCCUGCAGUCCAAGCUGCAGAGGGGCGAGAUCUCCCCGGCGGACGCGUCGGCGCUGACGGAGAGCCUCAUGAAGGAGUGUGUUGAGCUGCGUCAGGGGGACAUGGCCCACCUGCUGUUCCGCGCCUCGAUUCGGUUUCGCAAGUACGGCAUGACGGUGGGCUUCCAGUUGGUAAAGCAUCUCUUUGACUCGUACCGUGUUGACAACGCCAAGGAUCUCAUGAAGAACAUGGCGGAUGAGCUGCGCGGCGAUGAAUCGCUUAGGAUGCUAGCGGUUCUCGCGUACCAAUUCGCCGGGCACAACGCCGAGGCCCACGCGCUGCUGCAGGAGAUCCCAGAGGGGAAGCUCACUACUGCCGAUUACGCCGCACUCAUCGAGGCGUACGGCAUGACGGCGAAGUAUGAUGACAUCAUGGCGCUCAUGCGGCGCCUCUCGACGGCAGACGCAUCGUGCCGCCAGCGUCUCGACCUCGACGCGCUAUUCUCCACCGGCAUCGUUGCGAUCCGCGGUGAUGUCGGCAUGAUGGAGGAUCUGAAAGACAUGGCGAGUCAACACAAUGCCGUGUUGUCCGAGCAGGCGGUGGGUGCGCUAAUGCGGUCCCGUCUGCAGAGCGUCCGCACCGUGGCGGCGGUGUAUGAGGCGGAGGCGGCGCUUCGCCGCGACCUCGCCGUAGCAUCGCUCGGCAUGGCGGCGGAGACGGCGGUGAUUGCAAAGUGCAGCGAGAUACUGUCACGGAGUCAGAAGGCGAGUGAUGAUGUGAUGCUGCAAAAGGUGUUGCAUUUGGAGAAUGUUGUAGAGGAGUGCGUUGCGAACGACACCGCUGAGGAUCUAGAGCCGUCGUACCUGCUGUCACUGAUCAAAGGGUAUGGCGUGCUGGGCCGCUUCGACGAUAUGAAGCGCUGCUUCAAUCGACUCAACGAUGCAGGUGUGGUGCGGGACCACCGACUCUAUGACGAGAUGCUCCGCUGGUACGCACACGCGUAUAACCUUAAGGAGGUAAUUGCCUUGAAAGAAGAGAUGCGAGAGAAACAUAUCUUCCACACCUCCCAGACUUACCAGCAUGUCUUCCGCGUCCUGGAUAAGUACUACCCCCGCAUGGUUGAGAAGUACAUGAAUGAGAUGCGCAGCAAGGGGAUUCAGAUUGAGGCCUUCAUGUACCCCACACUCCUGCGUGUGUUUGGAGAGCUGCAGGAUCUCUCCAUGGUGGAGCAGCUCUACCGCGAGAUCAAGAGCAAGGCAGCUUCUGGUAGCACCGCUGCCUUCUCCCCAGCUGUCGUGGUGCAACUGCUAAAGUCGUAUCAGCACGACACGGACCGAUGUGAGUCAAUCAUACGUGAGGCGGAGAAUUACGGGUUGCUGGCUAGUGAAAUGGUACAAGCAGAGAUUGUACAGUACUAUUCAAUCCAUGACCGCUACACAGACCUCCACGCAUUGGUCUCUCGCCUGCCGUACAAGUCGCCGGACAUGUACCGCGUUCUCCUCCGCGACGCCUCGAAGCGGCGGGACCGCCGUGCCUUUAACGCUCUCCUUAAGGAUAUGCAUGAAAACCGUGUCAAGAUCAAUGAACGCAUCUUUGGUGUUGUGGUGACGGCACUGGGCCACUUCAAUGACCUUGAUGGCGUCAAGCAGUACUUUCAUGAAGCCCUCAUGAACGAUGCGGUGCGCACACCAUUGUUCUUUGCCAUAGCUGCUGCCGCAUUCGCCCGUCUUGGUGAUGCACAAGGGAUAGAUGAGUGCUGGAACGAUCUCCUACAGUCUAAGGUGACUAUCACAAUGCCAGUGUACAACAAGUUCCUUGAUCUCUACAUGGCCAACAACAAUGUGGAAAUGGUGCAGCAGAUACUCAACACUAUGAUGAGGCUCGUGCCGCCAAACCCUGUCACAGCCACGACGGUGGUGGACAUGCUUGGCAAGAUGGGCCGCCUUGGUGAGAUGGAGUCAGUUCUGGAAGAGAUGUCGCGCUCCACCAAUGCGGCGCCGACACAGGUGACGUACCACCAGGCGAUGAACGCCUACGCCAAGAGCGGCGAUGUUGCCAAGAUGGAGGCGAUGCGUGCCAAAAUGAAGGAGGAGGGGUUGUGCGAUAAUCAUGUCACGUUCAACAUUCUCGUUGAGGGUUAUGGACGUGCAAAGCGGUAUGAGCACAUUAAGGAGCUGGUGGAGGAGCGUAAAAGCAAGCAAAUCCCGAUGGAGGAGUUUGGCUACGUUGGUCUCCUCAACAUCUACUCACGUGCACGUAUGGUGGAGGAGACGGCAAAGCUCGUAGAGGAGAUGGUUGAGAGCGGUGUGCCCUUCACGAGUCGCAUGCUGGCAACAGUGGCCACGUCCUUCAGCUACAUUGGCGACCUGCCAAAGAUGGAGCACUACGUCUCCCUGCUGCUCUCCCACCCCGACUGCCGCCAACGCGAUGUGGAGUCUGUCUACAUCUUGUACGCAAAGAUGCGGGACACGGUACGGCUACAGGAGCUGCUUGAUACAGAAAAGCUGCCAAAGACCCAGUUUAUCUACAACAUCUGCGUCGCCGCCUUUGCGCGGGCGGCCGAGCACACCAAGGUGGCGACGCUCCUAACGCAGAUGGAGGAGCGGGGGUACAGCCUUACGCGCAACACGAGUGUGACGCUCAGCUCCCUUCUGCUCAAGGCAGGAAAGCUGGAACUGGCGCAGACGGUGCUGAAAUGGAAGGGAUGUGCGCCCAGCAGAAGCGAGAGUGGAGGGGAGGAAGUGGAGGUCGACGCUGAACUUGGUGCGUCCGGCACCGACGCCGACAUUCACACUCACACCGACGCCUCCUCGUCGCUCGAUUCGGAAGCAAUGGAGCUGAAAGCUGCUGCUGUUUGUGUUGGUGGUGGUGGUGUCGUGUAG
This is a messenger RNA of Trypanosoma grayi, 3132 nucleotides long. RefSeq lists its product as hypothetical. The transcript has a single exon. The record is from RefSeq and is a predicted model, not a curated record. NCBI's taxonomy places the organism in Eukaryota, Euglenozoa, Kinetoplastea, Trypanosomatida, Trypanosomatidae. The coding region runs from base 1 to 3132 and encodes 1043 amino acids. Gene Ontology annotation, molecular function: protein binding.